Molecule: messenger RNA, 1247 nt
Organism: Oxyura jamaicensis (ruddy duck)
Lineage: Eukaryota; Metazoa; Chordata; Aves; Anseriformes; Anatidae
Gene: PAM16
Product: presequence translocase associated motor 16
Exons: 5
Coding region: 145-525 (126 amino acids)
Biological process (GO): protein import into mitochondrial matrix
Cellular component (GO): TIM23 mitochondrial import inner membrane translocase complex
Source: RefSeq, a predicted model, not a curated record
CGGGGAGGGGAAAAUGGCGGCCGCGCGGGGCCGGGCGCCGCCGCCAGGGGGCGAUGUGGGGCGGGCGGGGGGGGGGAACGGCUCCGCCCCGCGCCCUCCGCUCCCUGACCCGGCCCCGCGCGGAGCGGAAGGGGCGGCGGGGACAUGGCCAAGUACCUGGCGCAGAUCAUCCUGGUGGGGGCCCAGGUGGUCGGACGGGCCUUCAUGAGGGCGCUGCGCCAGGAAUUCGCAGCGAGCCGAGCUGCGGCAGACGCGCGAGGGCGCUCGGAGAGGCCCCAGUCCGCUGCUGCCUCCAGGAUCAUCGGCAUCAGCCUGCAGGAAGCUCAGCAGAUCCUCAACGUUUCCAACCUCAACCAGGAGGAGAUCCAGAAGAACUAUGACCACUUAUUCAAGGUGAACGACAAGUCUGUGGGAGGCUCCUUCUACCUGCAGUCCAAGGUGGUGAGAGCCAAGGAGCGGCUGGACGAGGAGCUCCGCAUCCGGGCCAAGGAUGAGAAAGAGAAGGGCUGGAAAGCCGAGACGUGACUCCUGCCACCCGCGUCCCCGCUUCCCUCUCCCUUAAGUUAAAGGUAGCCAAUAAACGCCGUGUCCUCCACCGCCUGGCCUGGCUGCUCUGCGCCCCGGGGAGGGAGAGGGGGCGGCCCUGGCGCUGCCCUGCUGCUGUGCCCUGGCCCUCGGCGCACAGCACGAAAACACGACCCAGACGCGAGGGACUGGCACGGGCUGCGUCCCGUCCUGCGGAUGACGGAAGGUGGAGGAGGAAGGAGGGGUGUCCCCAGCUGGGCCUCAGGGCAGCGAGGGCUGCCAGCGCACAAAUCACGCCCGGGAAGGCCGCAGGAGCUAUUUUAGUGGGGGGUUGGAUGCUCUUGGCCCAACUGCACACAUGCCUCUGGCUCUGGACCACGUGAGAGCCGGGAGCUGCGUGCAGACAGGCAGCAAGGACGGGCGCUGGGUCAGGGCACAGCGACGAGGAGCCGUGCGGGGACACAUGGGGGCUGUCCCCACUGCAGCCCCCCUAGGGAGGUUCAGCCCCCCCAGGGAGGCCAGGCAGAGCCAGCCGUGCCCCGGGACCCCAGCCCCAAGGAGAUCGUGCUGGUGUCACCCCUAUGUCCCCUGGCACGAGCUCAGCACUUUGUCCCCAUCUCGGGCUCCUCGCUGCCCUCGAGCCCCGGGCGCAGACUGAAACAGGAACUUACUUCAACUUGGCUUUAUUGUUUUCUUAAUAAACUUCCUCUCCCAUGGAGGAA